AAGUGAUGACGCUGCCGAACAUGGCGGAAGUCGCGCAAGCUUUGGCUCAUGUGCCCUUGUACACUAAGAAGUUAGAAGACAUGAGGAAGGACAUGGACUCGAUCACUAACCGCGUGAAGGGGAUGAGGAAGCGAGCGGCGAAGCUCUACACCAAGAAGCAACAAGAAGACAACUCGGCAGCGCAGAGGAGACAAGCGGAGCUUCUCCAGGAGAAGAAAUCCAACGCGGCAGCAUCUGAGGGUCUGUAGGCUGAGAGCAGAGGAGCCUUGAAAUUUAUUGAUCAAAGAAUCUCAUUA
Guillardia theta CCMP2712 is the source of this 296-nucleotide messenger RNA. RefSeq lists its product as hypothetical. Lineage: Eukaryota; Cryptophyceae; Pyrenomonadales; Geminigeraceae. Gene Ontology annotation, cellular component: BLOC-1 complex; transport vesicle; extrinsic component of membrane. The transcript is spliced from 6 exons. The coding region runs from base 21 to 248 and encodes 75 amino acids. The record is from RefSeq and is a predicted model, not a curated record. Gene Ontology annotation, biological process: intracellular transport.